Rangifer tarandus platyrhynchus (Svalbard reindeer) is the source of this 3498-nucleotide messenger RNA. NCBI's taxonomy places the organism in Eukaryota, Metazoa, Chordata, Mammalia, Artiodactyla, Cervidae. The record is from the annotation of a GenBank genome assembly.
AUGGGGAAGGAGCAGGAGCUGCUGGAGGCGGCCCGCACCGGACACCUCCCGGCCGUGGAGAAGCUGCUGUCCGGGAAGCGGCUCUCCUCAGGCUUCGGGGGCGGCGGCGGCGGCGGCGGCUCUGGAGGCGGUAGCGGCGGCGGCGGCGGCUCUGGAGGCGGCGGCGGCGGUCUUGGCUCCUCGAGCCAUGCCCUGUCCAGUCUGCUCAGCAUUUGGAGAGGGCCUAAUGUGAACUGUGUUGACAGCACUGGGUAUACACCGCUGCACCAUGCUGCUUUGAAUGGCCAUAAGGAUGUGGUCGAGGUUCUUCUGAGGAACGACGCGCUGACCAACGUGGCUGACUCUAAAGGCUGUUAUCCGCUGCACUUGGCAGCCUGGAAAGGAGACGCCCAGAUAGUGCGGUUGCUCAUCCAUCAAGGGCCGUCACACACCAAAGUCAAUGAACAGAAUGCUCUUGAGAUCAAAGAACUCAAAAAGUACGGCCCCUUUGACCCUUAUAUCAAUGCCAAGAACAAUGACAACGAGACGGCCCUGCACUGCGCAGCGCAGUACGGCCACACGGAGGUGGUGAAGGUCCUCUUAGAGGAGCUGACUGACCCCACCAUGCGCAACAACAAGUUCGAGACGCCUCUGGACCUGGCCGCACUCUACGGGAGGCUGGAGGUGGUGAAGAUGCUCCUUAAUGCACACCCCAACCUCCUGAGCUGCAACACUAAGAAGCACACCCCUCUACACCUGGCGGCGAGGAAUGGCCACAAGGCCGUGGUGCAGGUCCUCCUGGACGCCGGCAUGGACAGCAGCUACCAGACGGAGAAGGGCAGUGCUUUGCAUGAGGCUGCUUUGUUUGGCAAGACCGAUGUGGUGCAAAUCCUGCUGGCUGCAGGAAUUGAUGUCAACAUAAAGGAUAACCGUGGACUGACCGCACUGGACACCGUCCGGGAGCUGCCGUCUCAGAAGAGCCAGCAGAUAGCGGCACUUAUUGAAGAUCACAUGACUGGAAAAAGAAGUGCAAAAGAGGUAGACAAAACCCUUACACCCCAGCCACCUCUCAUCUCCAACCUGGACUCGAUAUCCCAGAAGUCUCAGGGUGACCUGGAGAAAGCAGUGACUGAACUGAUCAUCGAUUUUAACACCAGCACGGAAGAGGAGGGUCCCUAUGAGGCGCUGUACAACGCUGUCUCCUGCCAGUCCCUGGACAGCACGGCCAGCGGACGCUCGUCCGACCGGGACUCUGUGAGCAGGGAGGCUGAGGCGGCCGGAGGGAAAGCUGCUGGAGUGAGGCCUAGGGAACGUCCUCCACCUCCAGCAAAACCACCACCUGAUGAAGAGGAAGAAGACCACAUAGAUAAGAAGUAUUUUCCCUUGACAGCUUCUGAGGUCUUGGCCAUGAGACCCUGGAUUCAGGGGAGUGCAGCCAAGGAGGAGGAGGAACACCCUUAUGAGCUGCUGCUGACGGCAGAGACGAAGAAGCUGGUGUCUGUGGGUGGAAAGACAACAGACCACAGGCGGAGCAGCGGCGGCCGGAGCCAGGACUCUGCGGAGGGGCAGGACGGGCAGGUCCCGGAGCAGUUCUCAGGUCUCCUCCACGGCUCCUCCCCAGUGUGUGAGGCGGGGCAGGACCCUCUCCAGCUGCUCCCUGCCCCUGGCCAGAACCAUCGAGAAGGGUCCCCUGCGCAGGGCGCCUGCCCCGAGGAGAUGCAGCUGGAACAGACAGGCAGGCGUGUGUCUGGAGCCUCCCCACCCCGCGUGCUGGACCAGAGUAGGAGAGUGGGCCACCCGGCAAGCCUGCCCCACGCCCACAGCCAGACGCACCCCAAAACUUCGACACGCACGGCCUCUCCACGCCCUGGGGGCGCCGAGGAGGAAGGUGACCCGAGCGGGGCCAGGAGCCGAGCCCCUCCCACCAGCAGACCCAAGGCUGAGCUCAAACUCAGCCGCAGCUUGUCCAAGUCUGACUCUGAUCUCCUGACCUGCUCCCCCACGGAAGACGCUACAAUGGGAAGCCGGAGUGAGUCCCUGUCCAACUGCAGCAUCGGGAAGAAGAGGCUGGAGAAGUCGCCCUCCUUUGCCUCCGAGUGGGACGAGAUUGAGAAGAUCAUGAGCUCUAUUGGAGAAGGGAUCGACUUUUCUCAGGAACAGCAGAGGAUCUCAGGUGCGCGGCCGCUGGAACAGAGCGUCGGGGAGUGGCUGGAGGCCGUGGGGCUGCAGCAGUAUGAGAGCAGGCUGCUUCUCAACGGCUUUGACGAUGUCCGCUUCCUGGGGCCUAACGUGAUGGAAGAUCAGGACCUGAGGGAAAUCGGCAUCAGUGAUGCACAGCACAGGCGGAAGCUGCUCCAGGCCGCCCGGUCCCUGCCCAAGGUGAAGGCGCUGGGCUGCGACGGGAACAGCCCCCCGUCUGUGCCCUCCUGGCUGGACUCGCUGGGGCUCCAGGACUAUGUCCAUUCCUUCCUGUCGAGUGGCUACAGCUCCAUGGACACGGUGAAGAACCUCUGGGAGCUGGAGCUCGUCAACGUCCUGAAGGUGCAUCUGCUCGGCCAUCGCAAGCGCAUCAUCGCCUCCCUGGCGGACAGACCCUAUGAGGAGCCGCCCCAGAAGCCCCCACGGUUCUCCCAGCUGAGAUGCCAGGACCUGUUCUCGCAGACGUCGUCCCCGCUGAGCCAGAACGACUCCUGCGCCGGGCGGUCGGCUGACCUGCUGCUGCCUCCUGGGGACGCGGGCAGGAGGCCGCACGACAGCCUGCACGAGCCCGCGGCGCCCUCUCGGGCGGAGCGCUUCAGAACCCAGGAGGAGCACCGAGAGGCCAAGCUGACCCUCCGGCCCCCCAGCCUGGCUGCCCCCUACGCCCCUGUGCAGAGCUGGCAACACCAGCCAGAGAAACUCAUCUUCGAGUCCUGCGGUUACGAAGCCAAUUAUCUGGGCUCCAUGUUGAUCAGAGAUCUGCGAGGGACAGAAUCCACACAGGAUGCCUGUGCCAAGAUGCGGAAAUCCACGGAGCACAUGAAGAAGAUCCCCACCAUCAUCCUGUCCAUCACGUACAAAGGGGUCAAGUUCAUCGACGCCUCCAACAAGAACAUCAUCGCGGAGCACGAGAUCCGGAACAUUUCCUGUGCGGCCCAGGACCCGGAGGACCUGUGUACCUUUGCCUACAUCACUAAGGACCUGCAGACCAGCCAUCACUACUGCCACGUCUUCAGCACGGUGGACGUGAACCUGACCUACGAGAUCAUCCUGACGCUGGGCCAGGCGUUUGAGGUGGCCUACCAGCUGGCCCUGCAGGCCCAGAAGGCCAGGGCGAUGGGGGCCUCUGCCACUGAGGUGAUCGAGACCAGAUCUUCCAAGCCGGUGCCGAAGCCCCGGGUGGGCGUGAGGAAGUCCGCGCUGGAGCCACCCGACACGGACGCUGACUCCCAGUCCCACGCCAGCGUCUCCUGGGUCGUGGACCCCAAGCCGGACUCCAAGCGGAGCCUCAGCACCAAGUACGAGACCACUAUCUUCUAA